Messenger RNA from Daldinia decipiens, 2163 nucleotides. RefSeq lists its product as uncharacterized. The record is from RefSeq and is a predicted model, not a curated record. Lineage: Eukaryota; Fungi; Ascomycota; Sordariomycetes; Xylariales; Hypoxylaceae. The transcript is spliced from 3 exons. Bases 1 to 2163 code for a protein of 720 amino acids.
AUGGCCAAGAAAACAGCAAUGCUGAAGAUACAGUUGAUAAUCUCAUCCCUGGUGGUUGCAGUGAGUACUGCUAUGACCGUUUGGUCAGUAGUCACGCAUAAUCCGAAUCAUCGCGGCGUGGGCACGUAUUUUUCUGGUAACUGCUCUAGAGCGAGCAUGCUAAAUAGUGUUAUUCAUGCUAUAAUGAAUAUUCUUUCCAGUCUACUACUCAGCUCUGGAAACUAUUGUAUGCAGUUACUUGUCUCGCCUAGUCGAUAUGAAAUAGACAAGGCACAUUCGAGGGGAAUAUCGCUAAGGAUCGGCGUUCCCAACGUUACAAACCUGAGGCACAUUUCUCGUGGCAGAAUGGUUGGAUGGUUAUCUCUUGGCUUCACAGCAGCUCUUUUACAUUUCGUUUGGAACUCGGUCAUAUUCACGUCAUUACCUAUAGUAUCAAUUCCACGUGCCUUAGCCACAGCUGAUUUCCAAACGGCACCGGACAACUGGACCACCAGCGAUCCCCUACCACAACGUUGGUGGUGGAAUUUCCCAUCUGGUGACAGAUGGGGCACUGUGAAAUACGACCUAGCGCCUGUUUAUACCAUGAAGACCAAUGUGGCCAGUUUAACGCGGCUCGACCCGGUGGAAUGUGUCAACGAGUACUUGAAUCCGUUGAAAUCCACAAGAUCUGUUUUGGUUGUUGCUCAUAAUAUGACAGCCGAACACAAUAAUGGUUCAUCCCUCCUCGAUGGGUGGGUGAGUGGAUGGGACUACUGGGACGCUGGUAAUUACUGGCUAUGCUCCGCAUAUGACCCCGGAGAGUAUUCAAAAGUAUGCAGCUCAGAAUGGGCUGAUACGUUGGAUGACGGUUGGGUAGUGGGGAAGUCUGCUGGAUUUCCAAACAUUCUUGUUGAUCAUUGUUUGGUUGGCGAUGAGGGUAACAAUGAGGAAAGAUGCGGACUUCAUUAUAGUUUGCAUAUCAUGAUCAUCGUUUGCAUCUGCUCUUCGCUGCAAUGCCUGCUCGUUCUCUGGACAAAUAUAUACUUUCGCAGAUAUAGUCCAUCUGGGGAAAGUGGAAGGCGUCGACGUGUUUUAAUCACUAUUGGAGACGCGAUCACUGAUUUUCUAUACGAGCCCAGUACCGAAAUUAACGAAGAACGCGAAGGCCAAACUGGCUCCAACACCGCAAAAGGAGAUUUCUACCAACUUCGCCUAACGCAAUGGAACGAAUAUCAGAGUUACUGGUUCACAGCCGUCAGUAUUCGGACUUGGACUACAGCACUUAUUAUGUUUAGUAUUGGCCUAGCAGUGCCUUCCGGUCUCAUUGGAGAUUAUAUCAACAGGCUCAAAACUGAGGGUAUGAAUCUAUCAUUUUUCGAUAUAUGGGGGUUGGGAUUCGAAACCAAUCCAUCGAUGAUAGGCCACUCUUUCUGGAAAUCACAGGGAGAGGGGGGUGUAGACCUUAUCGGAAACGUCCUUGUUGCCAACUCUCCUCAGGUGAUAGUGAGCUUCAUAUACCUCUUCUACAAUUCUAUCUUGACAAGGCAGCUGGUAGCAGACGAGUGGACACGCUUUACCCGCCCCGAGGGAAAGAAACCUCUCCGCGUGACCUCGCCUGUCGGCAUGCAGAGGUCUUCAUACUUCCUUUCUUUGCCUCUGAAAUACUCUAUCUUGCUUAUGAUAGGUUCUAUUCUAUUGCAUUGGUUCAUAUCUCAGGGAAUAUUCGUUGUGCAGACUAGCUCGUUCGGUCCUGGAGCUAAUGGCGAACGACAUCCGGAAUUCGAUGUCUCUGCUAGAGGAUAUUCGGCAUUAGGAGUUCUCUUGGCUAUCAUCCUGGGAGCGGUAUUAGUGCUGGUUCUCGUGGUUAAUAGUUUUGCUAGAAAGUUCCAGAGUGUUCCAGCUGGCUUUCAGCUAAUGGGGAUGAAUAGUUCAGGUAUUAGUCUAAUGUGCCAGCGACCGGAAGAGGAUUUUGACGCCCAUCUUUUUCCUGUGAGGAUCGGUGUCGUGUCUGAGGGUGAGAAUAAUGAGGAAGAAGUAACACAUGUGAAAGAGAGUCGGAUAGUUUUUUCAACUGCUAUCGACCUUGAACAACCGAAGGAAGGAUCAUGGUAUUUACAACCCACUUUAAUAACAACAGGGAAACGGGCAAGACGCAGAUUUUUCAGGUGGCAGAAGAAGGUAUAA